This is a messenger RNA of Gamsiella multidivaricata, 270 nucleotides long. RefSeq names its product dynein light chain 2, cytoplasmic-like protein. Lineage: Eukaryota; Fungi; Mortierellomycota; Mortierellomycetes; Mortierellales; Mortierellaceae. Gene Ontology annotation, molecular function: dynein intermediate chain binding; dynein light intermediate chain binding. The coding region runs from base 1 to 270 and encodes 89 amino acids. The transcript has 2 exons. The record is from RefSeq and is a predicted model, not a curated record. Gene Ontology annotation, biological process: microtubule-based process. Gene Ontology annotation, cellular component: dynein complex.
AUGGUGGAUCUCAAACCUACGGUCAAAAAUGCUGACAUGCCCGAGGACGUGCAACAGGAGGCUGUGGAGUGUGCGGUCCGUGCAUUCGAAAAGUAUACGGUCGAGAAGGACAUUGCCGCGUACAUGAAGAAGGAGUUUGACAAGAAAUACGGCGCCACAUGGCACUGCAUUGUCGGACGCAAUUUUGGAAGCUAUGUCACCCAUGAAACCAAGCACUUCAUCUAUUUUUAUUUGGACCAGAUUGCGAUUCUGUUGUUCAAGAGUGGAUAA